CAUCCACUGAAUCUCACCACAUAUAAUGUCCCCGACAGACCUACACACAACUCCUUUUAAAAUAUAAUACUGUAUAAACGGAAAAGUAAUAAAAUUGCACUAUAAAUACCCCAACAACUGAAGAAAGUCGAAUUCGUAACGGAAGUUGUGUUAGAAGUUCAGAUAUACAGUACAAGAACAUUCUUCUCGCCGCAAAACUUAAUACAGUAAAACCACUGGACAAUAUGAACCGAGUGUUCCUUAUAACAAUUAUAAUCACACUCAUCAUUGGAGCAACACUUGCCAGUGCAUACCAGGGUGUCCUAACAAAACUUCUACGAAACAAACACAAAAUGGAGGAAAAGCGGCUGGAUAAAGGAGAGCAACUGAUUCAUUACAGUCAGUGUAAUCUCCAAGGGAGUUGGAUAAACGAGCUCAAUUCAACAGUUAACAUUACUGUGACGGAAAAGGGUCAAUUGAUUGGAGAAUACCAUACAGCAGUUACAUCAGGAGGUGGUCCUGGGGUUACUUUUCCACUUAUGGGGCUAACUUCGCCAGGGGAAUCAUAUCGUACCUUUGGCUUCACUGUGAAUUGGCAUUAUUUCAAAUCAACUACAAGCUGGACUGGCCAAUGCUAUACUGACUGCACUGGAGAACAAGAAGUGUUGAUAACCACCUGGAUUCUUACAAGUGAAAAGUCUACCUGUGGCGAUGAUUGGGAGGCAAACUUGGUUGGCAAAGAUGUGUUUACCCGAUACAAACCAGGCACCACUCAAACACCAUCAUAAACUACCAUUUAGGAAGUUUGGUCAAAUCAGCUUGCAAGCUACUGUUUUGGUGACGGUUUUAAUACAACAAUAAGCGGUUUUUUAAUUAAGAUUAAUAUUAUUAAUAUACUAUGUCUACUGAGAACACAUCGCUUAAUAGUCAAGUGCCAUUAUGUAGGCAGCGUCUGACGUCAUAGACUCAUACAUAGGCCUAUAUAAGGCCUACUCAAAAAAUGUGUUCUAUUCAGUCAAAUUCAUUAAAAAAUACAUUAUUUUAGUUGCUGUAGGCAUUGUGGUGUUGGGGUUGGGGGUUUUUUUUAAUCUCAAAGUAAGCGUUAGUUAGUUACACAUCACAUUACCGAAGUGGCUUAGCCUACUUCAUGCUUGAAUUACGAAAAAAAUAUUUAACUACACAAAUAUGCUUUUAUCUUUCUGUUUAAAGCAACACUUCACCUAAUAGGCAUGGCGUUAUGUGUAUCAUGUAGGUCUAAUUUUAGACUUCUGUCAUUUUAUAACAUUAAUUAAUUAAUUAAGAUACAUACAGACCUAAGACCUACUCAAAAUGUU
Anneissia japonica is the source of this 1313-nucleotide messenger RNA. Its product is annotated as avidin-like. Bases 225 to 767 code for a protein of 180 amino acids. Gene Ontology annotation, molecular function: biotin binding. Lineage: Eukaryota; Metazoa; Echinodermata; Crinoidea; Comatulida; Comatulidae. The record is from RefSeq and is a predicted model, not a curated record. The transcript is spliced from 5 exons.